This is a messenger RNA of Echinostoma caproni, 2286 nucleotides long. Lineage: Eukaryota; Metazoa; Platyhelminthes; Trematoda; Plagiorchiida; Echinostomatidae. The record is from the annotation of a GenBank genome assembly.
UUUCCAGCUCAACCGAUUGCAAAAGAUUUGACUAGUGAGCGACCCACUGGAUUGCCUCAAGUUCCAGCCCGUCCCACACAAACGCAAUCAGGGCGCACUAGUCAGAAUCCGGGCUCCGGUGUACCUGCUCCAGCUAUCCAUGCUCUUGCCACUGGUGGUGGUGGUGGUGGUGGGGCUAUUCCUCCUGGGUUUCGCAUCCACCCCCCUGCUACGAAUGCAGAUCCAAGUGAAUCACGUAUCAUUGAGGAUGCGAUCACACGACGUGUUGUGAGACCGACCGCUAGCUGUGACCCGUCCCCACAGGCAACAGUCACAAAUGCACCCGAUUCCUCCGCACAACCACAGCAGUUGGAAUCAGAUAUGAUGAAUAUUAAAAAGAUGUCAUCUGUUAAGGAGCUGUCCGAAUCGACCGAUAGUUCCGUACCACCAACCAUCGUGGUUCCUCCGGCUUCAGAUACCACAUCACCAAAGGCGCCCAUUCAAUCGGAAUCUGUGGCUAAUCAGUCUCGCCAAACUGAACUUACCGGAUCAUGUCCGAAUCUGGCCGGAGCGACCAGGUUCAAAUUGGGUACAAAGAACAAACAUACGGGUUUGAAGACACAAGCAGCCGCGCCUGUGGUGACAAAAGCUAGUGCAACCGAAAACGAGCAAACUGCAAAGCCAUCGGAAGCGGUUACGACCAUUGCUGCGAAGAUGCACGCCACAGAUCCGGCUUCAAAUGUGAAAGAUGCUGCUCCGCCCAAAACAGAUGCACCCACCAAUGUGCAGCCCCCUAGAACGGACGAUACGAGACCCAUUGAACAAACGCGAAAGCUCGCUCCACUUCGUCGGCAGCGACACGGGAUGGAGCAUUUAUACACAUUACAAGGACAAGCGGUCACUCCUUUGUUGGUGGCUCCGAUCAACUCGAAACCACAGCCACACGCGGCCGCGCCGGCUCCCUCGGAACGUCCUGUUUGCCCUCCACGACCGCAACCGAAAGUCGAACCGCCAUCGACACAAAAGCAACAACCACAAGCGUCGCAAGAACUGCAAAAGCAGGUCCAGCAACAUCAACUGUUGCCACAACCACAACAGUUGCGACAGACACCAGUGCCUCAACCUACCUGGACAACCGGUCCAGCUGCUCCGACUGGUGUGGAACACGUGAACACUGCCACUGUGGUUCCAUCAACGGCAACUGUACCAACCACCACCACUACUACAACUCAACCGGUACAAUCUGUGCCUCCUCAGUCGCAGACCCAAAUGCUCCCAUCGAACGCAGUCUCGGGUCCUACCGGUGCGACUAUCGCCCCGGUCAGCGCAGGCUCGGUUAUCGGCGGAAGUGGACCAGCUUCGUUUUUUACCAGCCAGAUGACUGCUUUCAAGGUUUGGCUGCAGACUGCGGAUGAGAAACAGCCCCCGGCUACGCAGUUACCUAUUCUACUCCAGAUUCUACUCAGCCAAAGUCAUCGUAUUCGAGCCAUGCAGCUACUCAGCGAAUUUCUAGACCUGGGUCCUUGGGCUGUGACACAUUGCUUGACGGUCGGCAUUCUCCCCUACAUUGUGCGGCUGUUUCACUCACCCGUGGCCGAAGUCAAACCACAUUUGGUCUUCAUCUGGGGCAAAAUAAUCGCCACUGCUCAGACAGAAUUUGGUCGGAACGAUUCGGUGCGCGAUUUCGGAUAUAAAUAUUUCAUCACUUGCCUGAGUGAUACAGAAAAUCUGGUGCCGCUCACACGAACUAUCACGGCUUUUGCUUUGGCCAAGAUGCUGGAGAAGGAACCAAACGGUGAGUCCGAUGCAUUCUUCCAGGAUGUCUAUCUAAAACAAAACUUCAUCCCGCUCGUGCUUUCUCAACUGGACGAGAAUCCACCUUAUCUGGAUGUGGAAAUAUAUGUGCGUCUGCGUCUAUGGCUUAUUUUCGCCCUGGCCAAAGUUCGGGCAGCCACCGUAUAUGCACUGGGCACGCUGAUCGCGAAUCAGACCGUGGAUGCAUCGAAACAGGAUCAUGCGGAUCAGAUCAGUCAUCAAGUGGGCGCACGCCUCGCUCGUGUGGCUUAUCUGGAUGCUAGUUGGCUUGUGCGCUGUGAGCUUGUGGUUGCAUUUGCUGGUCUGGCUCGUCAGUUCGAAGUCCAAUUGUGCGCAAUGGCCAUGUGUAGUGCACAGGAAUGGAACGAUGGUUGUAGUCCCGCUCCGACCACGGUCAGUCAUAUACCCGUCGGAUCCGGUCGUCCGGCUCGGCAUUCCGUCUCCGUUUGUCAAUUGCUAGAUUUCAAUGGAGAAGCCUAUCAGGCGUCGUAA